AGGAUGAUUUGAAGAAUUUUACAAUUGAAUAUGAGAAGCAAAGAAUUAAAUGGAAGAUAGAGAAGCAUGCUAUUCAAAAGUUUUAGAUUUUUAUGACAUGGAACGAAAAGGAUAAAUAGGAGUUGAAGAUAUGCUUUAAGAAGAUAUAUAUGCAACCUCUAAAAAAUGCUGGUAUCUAAAUUUGGAUGUUAACUGGAGAUAAAGUAGAAACAGCUUAAUGUAUAGCAAUUUCAGCUGGUUUGAAAAGUCCUACUUAAGAAAUGUUUGUGAUAAAGGACUUUGA
Paramecium sonneborni is the source of this 283-nucleotide messenger RNA. The record is from the annotation of a GenBank genome assembly. Lineage: Eukaryota; Ciliophora; Oligohymenophorea; Peniculida; Parameciidae.